This is a messenger RNA of Cyclopterus lumpus (lumpfish), 3085 nucleotides long. RefSeq names its product polyribonucleotide nucleotidyltransferase 1, mitochondrial. Gene Ontology annotation, biological process: mitochondrial RNA 3'-end processing; mitochondrial mRNA catabolic process. The record is from RefSeq and is a predicted model, not a curated record. Gene Ontology annotation, cellular component: mitochondrion; cytosol. The transcript has 28 exons. Bases 193 to 2499 code for a protein of 768 amino acids. Gene Ontology annotation, molecular function: RNA binding; polyribonucleotide nucleotidyltransferase activity; 3'-5'-RNA exonuclease activity. Lineage: Eukaryota; Metazoa; Chordata; Actinopteri; Perciformes; Cyclopteridae.
ACGGCUCUGGACUUGACGUUAAACCACGCACCGUGGCCUUGUCCAAUCAGGAGAAGCGUCUCUUUAACUUACUUCCGUUCACGUGACUUAACUGACAUGGAAGCCCCCAUGCGCACAUCUGAGCUGUAAAGGCACCGCCGACUGUCACCCCGGUGCUUUUCUUAGUUUUUUUGUGGUCGUGUUUCUGUAGAUAUGAGGUAUUUACUCAGUCUGGGGCACUCGUUCGCCCGCCGCCACGUCCGUUUAUGUCACCACAGUGUUUACAGCAACCAUACAAAUCCACGAAGGCUGGUCGUGGACCUUGGGGAGAAGAAACUUGAGAUCUCUUCAGGGAGGUUUGCUAGAUUUGCUGAUGGGUCUGCUGUAGUACAGCUGGGCGAUACGUCUGUGAUGGUGACGGCUGUGAGCAAAACCAAACCUUCUCCGUCUCAGUUCAUGCCUCUUGUGGUGGACUACAAACAGAAAGCAGCGGCUGCCGGUCGAAUCCCCACGAACCAUUUGCGGCGAGAGUUGGGCUCCACUGACAACGAGAUCCUCACCAGCAGACUCAUAGACAGGUCGAUCAGACCGCUGUUCCCUCACGGCUACUUUUACGACACUCAGGUCGUUUGUAACCUGCUGGCAGUUGACGGUGUCAAUGAUCCAGAUGUGCUGGCUAUUAAUGCAGCUUCCGCAGCUCUGUCCCUGUCUGACAUCCCCUGGCAUGGACCCAUAGGUGCCGUGCGCGUGGGCAUGGUCGACGGAGAGAUGCUGAUCAACCCCACCAGGACGGAGAUGACGUCCAGCAGCCUGAACCUCAUUGUGGCCGCUGGCCCCGGCAGUCAAGUGGUGAUGAUCGAGGCGUCGGCUGAGAACGUGCUGCAGCAGGACUUUUGCCACGCGGUGAAGGUGGGAGUAAAACACGCCAUGCAGAUCAUACUCGCCCUCCAGCAGAUGGCGCGAGAGCAGAAGAUCACCAAGCGCACCCCGGUCAAGAUCUUCUCCGCCCCGACUGACAUGGUGGAAUCUGUUCGGCAGUCAGCUUCCAAGAGGAUCUAUGGCGUUUUCACUGAUUACACUCACGAUAAGAUUUCAAGAGAUGACGCAAUCAACAAAGUCCGACUGGAAACGGAAGAGGACCUAAAAGAAAGAUUCCCUCAAGCUGAGCACUUUGAGAUCAUGGAAUCCUUCAACACUGUGAGCAAAGAGGUCUUCCGCAAUUUAGUGCUAAAUGAGUACAAGAGAUGUGAUGGGAGGGAGCUGACUGCUUUAAGGAACAUUUCCUGUGCUGUGGACCUCUUCAAACCGCUGCAUGGCUCCGCCCUCUUCCAGAGAGGACAAACACAGGUGCUGGCCAGUGUCACAUUUGAUUCCCUGGAAUCCAGUAUCAAAGCCGAUAUUAUCACCACAGCUUUGAGUGGCAUCAAAUCCAAAAAUUUCAUGCUUCAUUAUGAGUUCCCUCCGUAUGCGACCAAUGAGAUUGGAAAGAUGGGAGGCAUCAACCGGAGAGCGCUCGGACAUGGGGCCCUGGCUGAGAAAGCUCUGAGACCAGUCAUCCCUAAAGACUUCCCUUUCACUAUCCGGGUCACCGCUGAGGUGCUCGAGUCAAACGGAUCCUCCUCAAUGGCUUCAGCAUGUGGUGGCAGCCUCGCUCUCAUGGAUGCAGGUGUUCCCAUCUCUUCUGCUGUGGCGGGUGUAGCAGUUGGCCUCAUCUCCAAGGCCAACCCAGAGAAACCUGCUGAGAUCCAAGACUACAGAUUACUCACUGAUAUUCUGGGAAUAGAAGAUUACCUUGGAGACAUGGACUUCAAAUUGGCAGGAACAAACAAAGGCAUCACUGCUUUACAGGUUGACGUGAAGAUCCCAGGCCUGCCGCUGAAGGUGGUCAUGGAGGCUAUCCAACAGGGCACAGUGGCAAAGAGGGAGAUCCUGGGCAUCAUGAACAAAUGUACAGCAAAACCCAGAGAGACGAGGAAAGAGAAUGGACCCGUUAUUGAAAAUGUGCGGGUGCCCGUUUCCAGACGAGCACGCUUCGUCGGUCCGGGCGGCUAUAACCUUCGCCGGUUACAAGCGCAAACGGGCGUGACAAUAAGUCAGGUGGACGAGGAGACUUUCUCCGUGUUCGCUCCGACUCCAGGAGCCAUGAACGAAGCCCAGGACUUCAUCAGUGAAGUCUGCAAAGAUGACCAAGAGCAGCAGCUGGAUUUUGGUGCAAUCUACACGGCCACCAUUAUUGAGAUAAGGGACAUUGGGGUGAUGGUGAAACUGUAUCCCAACAUGAGUGCCGUCCUGCUGCACAACUCGCAACUGGACCACAAACGGAUCAAACACCCAAGUGCUUUGGGUUUAGAGGUGGGCCAGCAGAUACAGGUCAAGUACUUUGGACGGGACCCAACAGAUGGCAGAAUGAGACUUUCGAGGAAAGUGCUCCAGUCUCCCGCUGCAACCGUUGUCAGGACUCUAAGUGAGAAACAGAGCAUCUCCAUGGGUUCAAGCGACGGCCCCUCCACCGACUUGUGACACACCAACACAACGGGGCUAACUCCUGGCUUUGCCAACAAAGUGGAUUUUAAACUUUAGUCGAUUUUUCUGUUGAGAAAUCGACCCGAACCGGGAGCAACAGUGCUGUACUUAAAGGAGGUUGUGGGUAUGGAAGUGUUCAAACCGCACUGGAAUGAACUGCCGCCCCAUCAAAUACAGCGUCCUGCUGUCAUCAGUGGAUAUGCACCGACUGAAAAGAACACUGAGCAAGUUUUAUUUAGAAGUAUAGCCGUUUUACAGUGUCUUGUUUUCAUCCGUUUAUCAUUGACUGCAGUAAAAGGGUUUUCUUUCAGCAGUUCCGCCAAUGCCAACCUAACUGCUUUCACCGUGCAAUGUAUCAAUGGUUUCCUUAUUCACAUGGUGGAUAAUACUGCUCUUGUGGUAUUCAAUUUCUAUUAUUGGUGUCCACUGUGGUUGUGUGUUCUCUAAGCGGCCGGGAUCAAGACAUAGACAAAGAAAGCAAAGUGGGAGACCACGGUGUACAGUUUUUACAAAACAUAUUCCCUUUACUAAAAGGUUGAAUUUAAAGUACGUGUGAGUCAUCAAAAUAAAAGACUUAAUAGUU